GACAUGGCGACUUGGUGGUGUCCUUCAGAACAGUUCCCAACCCGUCCGCAACGUGAACACAACUGUCGAGUACCAGGUUGUACGUUAUGCAACUAUCGACAAUAUGACACCAGUGAAAAGAAAGACUAUGCCCAAAUUCCUUGUUCCAUGCUCAUGAGAAUGGUCACUGGUCGACCAGAGCGUGAUGAAGGGUGGAUCGAGUUUGACAACCUUGACUUCAUGGAUGUUGUAGAUGACUCUGAAGAAAAAGCUACUGCUGAAGGGCAGCUAAACGAUGAGUUCGGUAUCAAUGUACGUGACUACAAGCUGAUUAACUACUGGGAGGAACCUGAUUUUCAAGAUGAUUGCCCACAGUCUCCAACUCGGAUUCAAGAUCGUCAGAUGAUGGCACGUCCUGAACGAUGUCCCUUAUGUGGUGAGGUCAUAAUACAUCAGCAUGUACCAUAUUCUGAGAAAGGCUGUUUCUGUCACGUUUUGCCUGGUGAAGAGUGUAUGUGUGGGCAUUGUAUCUACAUGAGAAAUCGCAGUCAUCCUGAGAAGUUACAAGAAUACCUUGACGAAAGAAAGUGCUGGGAAGAGGAAAAGAAGAAAAAGACACCUUCUCAAGAAUCUCUUCAUAAGAAAAUUGCUGAACGCUACGAACAGCAUCUGUUCAACAAAUACUUUUUAAAACAAAACCAGCCGUCUCCUGACGAUACGAUCAAUAGUUCCGUGGAGGUUCUCGAACAAACACUUGCAUUAGAAGCGUCCCUCAACGCCUCUCUCAAUUCCCUGUUCGACCCCAACUCCUCAGUUAGGCUGUUGCCUCUUUACGAAACACUGCCACCAAGAAGUGGAUAUUCAACCGUGCCAGGAGAGCAGCUUGAUGGUCAACUGCGCAAUCAAGCUAGAAGGCUUUCCGCUGUAAACGAAGAAAUCAACCAACGUGGAAGAAGUGUGUCUAAUGAUAUUGGACCUAGUAGUAGUGGUGCCCCCAACGAAGAAGUUAUAGAGCGAGUCGUUAAACAAAAGAUUGAUAGAGUUAAAAAGGUCGUUUCGGCUACGGGAGUCAUUAAGAAGUUAAGCAAAUCUUUGCUAAACAAAAAGAAAUCGGCUCCACCUGCCGAUGAUCUGAAUUCAACUGUAGUUUCAGCUGCCAACCAAUCACAUGUGUCAUUUGCUCCCAAUAGUUCGCUCUCUUCUUCUAACCGAUCUGGUAACUCAUCAUUGUACACAUCCGCUUUAGAAGAUCAAGAUGAACCUUACGUCACUGCUAAUGAAACCCUGGACGAUAUGUCAAUCCUUGAGGCCCUAGAAGCAGCCCAUCAAUCUCUCGUAGCCCAAAUGAACGAUAAUUCUGAACUUGCCAGGGCAGUCAUGGAUCUCUGUCAGGCUGAGGAUAUAGUGACGAAUUUGAGUUUAAGUGGCGGCUUCGAUCCUGAAAUUGUCAAUCAACGACGGAGGCACAUGGCAAACUUACGAAAAGCAACAGUGGCGAGUCAUUCUAACCCAGAGACGAGCUUCCAAACUUAUCCUGAAAUGAAUUCCACUCGACCAAGUUUCUUGAGAUUUGGUCCUGGACGAAACGCCUGCAGAGACAUCUCAGGGGACCGAACAAUGAACGACUCUGCUUUCCCUGGACCUGGUCCUGAUGCUCAGCGUACAAGACCCUCAACGGACAGCUGGAUGCAAAAUACAAGCGUUGGAUCCAACAGAAGUGCCAGAUCGAAUGCCAGCAUGAGAUCCAACAGAAGUGUCAGAUCUAGGGUCAGCAUGAGAUCGAACCGAGGUGCAGACCGUUCUCUCAACCGAAGUGCACACAAUCAGUCUACUAGAUCACAGGGGCUGAACGCAAGUGUUAAUAGUAUGAACAGUUCGUUUGACCCGGCAGCCAUGCACAGACAAAUCAGGCAGCAGCUGAGAGACGUGCUCCACAAUUCACAACAAGUUCUGAACCACACCCUGAACACAUCCCAAGCUGCUGGAAACACGAGUGGGAGAAGCAAUGUCUCCGCACAACCCUCCGCACCAUCCCGGCCCACCUCACUAAGCAUGACGUCAUCUUCAUUACCAGAUGAGUCAAUACUGGACCCUGCACUUGUCCAGUUCCAGGAGACAAAUAAUUCCUCACUCGCCGACAACUCACUAAGUCAAUUAUCACAACCAUUUUCUCGUCAGAACCGUCACUACCAAACCAACUCAGCCAGCUCUCCCACAGCUGGUCCUGAACGUUAUUUACGCUUUAGGACCUAUAUGGCACAACAGGGUCUUGAUAUGACGGUUAUAGAGGCCACAACGCCUGGAGCAACAACCGGAACCCCUGGAGCGGCUGGCAACACGACCGCUCAGAGUUUGAGACAACCAGCUAACCCGAAGAACAACACUAUAAACAUGAGUACAGGUAAUGGUCUUAACAGGAUGUUCCCGAACGAGUCGAGGUUAAACCCCAGAAGCAACACCCUCAAUAGAAGCACUGUCAGUGCUAUAAAUGGAAUGUUCCAGAACUCUCACAACGGUACCAUGAACACAACAGCCAGUUCUCUGCACCAAUCUGCACUGAGCAACAACAGUUCACUCCACCAAUCUGCUCUGAGCAACAACAGUUCACUCCACCAAUCUGCUCUGAGCAACAACAGUUCACUCCACCAAUCUGCUCUUAAUGACACGACUCUGACCAACCUGGACGAUAUCAGCUACAUGGGUGACAUUCCUGUUCCCCGGCAACUAUCCAUACAAUCCUCGGUCCGAGAACUCAGGCAAGCUCUCGAGGGAUCCGUUAUCGAGACAUUUGUCCGGCUUUAUCCGAUCGAAAACAACAAGGACGACACUCUCCAACCAGCUCAUCAAGUUGAACAAUGCUGCAGGAGCUCCCAGAAGACCUGCAACUCCUCCAACGGAUCUGGCAUUGUUAUAGAGAUCAACGCAAAUCCUACUUUUGUGAAUAACCCCAGCUCUUCCAAUGGUGAUGGUGUUUUGCUGGCCCAGAUUGAGUCGAUGAUAAUGGCACGUCAGAAAGAGUUUGAGAGGCAUAUAGAAGCACUUUGCUUGAGCAAGCUUGACGCUGCUAUAGCUGGCAGAAACCAUUGAGAACCCAACUGGCAUGUUUUAGAAAAUUUCUUUUAUUUAGUAAUUAGUAUAUUUAGUGGAGACAUCGACAAUUUUUAAGACACCAUUUCUGACAUUUUGUAAAAAGAUUUUCCCCGUUUGUAAAAUACAUCCAGAUGUAUUGUCGAGAUUUUAAUAAAGCUUGUAAUUUAUAUAACAUUUACAUCAUUAUUUUGAUGAAUUUUAUGAUUUUAUUAAAUGACGGAAAACAUUAUACCAUUUGUAUUGCAAACUGAUAGUAAUAAUUUUAAAACUUAAAACUCCAACUACUUGCUCAGUAUUUACCUGUAGCUGUCUUUUGUCUGCUUUGAUGUUAAAGAAUAUCCCUUUUUGUCAACACAGCAUAAUACUGCAUAGUUUACUAAUUUUGAAUUGUGACUAAAGUUUGCUUAUUAUAUUGUCAUUUUUCUGUGUCGUCAGGUUAUAUAUCAAAUGCCUAGCGUGUUUAUUGUUUAACAAUCUUAAUCCAGGUUUUAUGUUUAUAUGAGCAAUAAACUUGGCUGAGUGAGCUUCUGAGUAAGCUAACAUACUUGUGAAUCUACCUCCGCACUCGGAGAAUAGAAUGGAUCCAGCCAGAGGAAGACCUAAGACUGAAGAAGAGAAGAUGAGGGCUCAGAGGAGGCAGGAGGAGGCAGCAUUCUGGGUUUCAGAUAAUGUUACCAUGGGCAUGUUGCCGAGCGAGAUGAUCGCAAAUGAGGGCGGUGAUCCAAGCUCUAAUUUCAUGAACGAUGAAGAUUUUAACAGAGACAUGUUGUCCGUUUCAAGUCAGUCUGAUUCUGAAAUAGACAACACAAGACGUCUUGGAGAACUUUUAAGUAGACCCGAACAAGAACAAAAGCAACCAGAAGCAGCUAUGAGGUCUAAUUUGCCUUUGCGGGGGAGACCAUUGCCGCAUCAACAAUAUCAACAAUAUCAAAAUCCUAACUGCAGUCAGACAGCUUUUUACGGAACACCACGGCGGUACGUGAUCAAUAGUAAUGGAGUCGGACCCAACCGAUAUGUGAUCAAUAAUCAUGAGCUAGGAGGAAACCAUUACAAACUCAAGUUACCUGGCUUCUCGGAGGAUCUAGAUGUAAAAAUUGGUGCGCGUCCACAUUUUGCAAAUAACGCAUCCCAAGUUGUUGAAAAGAUCGACUCUAUGCUUCGACAACAGCAUGAAAAUCUCGAACGCCAUGUUAUGGAAGUUUUCGAUCGGGAGCUUAACAGGAUUUAGCUUAGUUUCCACUACAGUGGCAAGGAAACGGGUUAAGUAUUUCUGUAGGCAUUAUUAAAUUUAUUAAUUUGCCUUUUAUUACAGUUGAAGCAUUGAGAUUUAAGGAGUAAAUUAUCAUCGCGAUGAACGAUUCAUGGCCUCGUAAUUUAAUCCAUUUGCAUAUUAUAUAUAAGAUUUUAGAGAACAUCAUAAUUUGAGUGCCUUUCGUGUUUUAAAAUCUUAUCAAUGUUUUUUAAAUUUUAUUUUUAAACAGUCAAGUCGGCAAUUAUCGAGUA
This is a messenger RNA of Bolinopsis microptera, 4572 nucleotides long. RefSeq lists its product as uncharacterized. Bases 4 to 3066 code for a protein of 1020 amino acids. The transcript has 14 exons. The record is from RefSeq and is a predicted model, not a curated record. Lineage: Eukaryota; Metazoa; Ctenophora; Tentaculata; Lobata; Bolinopsidae.